Molecule: messenger RNA, 3279 nt
Organism: Gigantopelta aegis
Lineage: Eukaryota; Metazoa; Mollusca; Gastropoda; Neomphalida; Peltospiridae
Exons: 3
Coding region: 517-1371 (284 amino acids)
Source: RefSeq, a predicted model, not a curated record
UUAAAUUCCCAGUACUGUCACAUUACUGUAUUUAGUAAGUUUAUGGUUAAAUAAUUUAAAAAAAAUCAUAAUUUUCUAUCCUUGCAAAAUGUAUGUGCGCAAUAUAUUUAGCAUGCUUUUAAUUUAUGAUUGUGUAAUUUGUUUCAGGUUGGAGGCAUAUGAUAGAAAUAAGAAUUUUAGGAACGAUUUAAUCGUAUUGCCAGAGCCAGUUUUUCCAGAUUGGCCAUCUUCCGGUUUUCGACAGCUACUACCUGACCACAGAGAUGUAAUUCCUAAAUUAUCAGAAGGACAGAUCGAGGUGUAUCUCAAUCACAGAGCGGCACUGGAUAAAAGGUGUAAAUCUGAUUUCAAAGCUCUGGCAAAGGGGAAGUUGCUAUUCGAGUCCCAGCGAAUAGAUGCCUGCAGCAUUCUUUUGGCUGAGGAAGAUGUUUACUUCACUGGCAUUGUGAGGGCAGCUAUGAAGAAAAAGGUUCUCCAGUGAAAUCUGAAAAUCUUCCAAGCAAGAGAAAACUACCGAUGUCUGAUCCAAGACCUGUGGAGUUUAGAGAUCAACCAGGUUUCGAGGACCGUGCCCGCAAUUGUAUCAUCAAUUACUGUUCAAACACAAACCAAGACCUUACGAUGAAGUAUCUGUAUGAGAAAGCGGACAUACAGACGGCUGCAAAUGACCAUCACUAUCUUGCACUGCCACUCACUGAAUACUGGGUCGAUAAAUCUUUGCAUGUCACUGAGGUAUCCGCUCGCAUUUUGGAAAUCAAUACCAGAGGACAGGCACAGUGUCGACUUUGGCACAGUGAAAGAAAGUGGAGAAUCACUGCAUCUCGAUUUGGUGAAAUCUGCAAUGCUACAGAGAGGAGGAAUAGACAAAGACUUUGUGAAUGCAUUGUUUUUCCUACUUCCUUGUCGACACCACCAAUUAUACAUGGCAAACAAUAUGAAUCUGUAGCGAUACAUUUUUUUGAGUCUUUCAAUGGUGUAAAUGUCAACAAAUGUGGGCUGUAUGUGAUACCAAACCUUCCCUUUCUAGGUGCUUCACCUGAUGGCACUGUGGGUAGUACAUCUAUUGUAGAGGUUAAAUGUCCAUAUACAGGGAGAAAUUCUACCAUCAUACCAGGGAAGAUGUUCCCCUUUUUGGAGUAUACAUUGGACGGUGCCAUAACAUUGAAGAAAACCAGCCACUAUUUCAGUCAGGUUCAAGGGCAGAUGUAUUUAUCUCAAACAGAUCUAUGCUAUUUUGUGGUGUAUACACAUCAAGACCUGCUGGUUGUACCAAUAUGCCUGGACAAAGACCUGUUUCUAGAGUCGAUGCUUCCCAAACUGGAAGUAUUUUACAAGAAAUAUUUGAGGCCUUACAUUGCAGGAAUCUUUUAAAUGAAAAAUGUCUGGGUCAGCAACCUUUGAAAACGUUAUACUAAUUUCAUUAAGACAUUGCAAUAGUCUUAAUAGAUGAAAUUGCACUAGAAAUUUAAUCUCACCAUAUCAAAGGUUUUUUGUUUUUUUCAACAUUCAUGUACAUGUAAAAAUAAGCAAUACAAAUACAGGACAGUAUAAUGGCAUUAAAACCUUUAGAUCAAAGUAUUAAUUUGUAAACUGAUCCAUACUAGAUUAUUACAAGAUACCUUAUGUCCACUAUAAAUAUAAUAUUACCACUUAAAUUGAAAUUAUGCAAGUAAUGCCACAAUGCAAUUGCUAAAGUUGUUAAUGCUGAAACAGCUGAACAUGAUUCUUUCCCCCAUGGAAAGUUUUGCCAAGGCCGAUCACACGUUCUAUGUGGAUUCGCUUUGAUGCAAUUCUUCUGUCGUGAACUACUUCCACAGGUUCCAGCUGCGAUUUUCCUUUUAGCAUGGUAGGUGUAUUUACAAAGACAUCUUUUGCUGCGAAUAAGUCUUGAACCAUGAUUCCACGAUCUGCCAUUAUACUAUACUUUUUUUUAAAAAACUGAUCAGUGUUUGUACAUAAUUCACUUCGCUCAAUAAUUUGACAGUCACUUGCUGCACCUCCAUAGCUACUGCUGACAUACGAAAUUAACCACGUAGUGUACAACCAAUCAUGAUUUUCAGUGUGUUCUUGUUUUUGUAUGUAGAAAAGGUUGCACUCUGUGCCUGAACAUUGGAUGGCUUCUGGAUAGGUAUUUCCGUGGCAUCCAGUAUCACUCGAGUUGACGGAAACUGUUUCUUAAAAUCCUCUGGCAUUGUAUCCUCUGUAACCUUCUUUGACGGCCAUGUUUUAAUUUGUUUUAGCUGAAAGUAUAGAAAGUUCACCCAAGUGUUGACAAUCUGGGUAACAACUGACUGGCUUACACCAAACAAAAUGGACAGCUCAAUAUCAUCUUUAGUCUGUCUCAAUUUCAUCAGUGUUAAGAAAAGCUGAUCUUUUGGUGAUAGCAUACUGCACUUAUAAUCCAAGUAGUCAACAACUGGACCAAGAAUAUUGAAAAAUAGCAUAAAAUGUUCAUAGUUGUCGAAUAAUACUGAACAGCCUGUGGAUGGAACAUGUAUUUUUCAAUCGAAAAGUUAUCGGACAUCAAAUUACACUGAAUGGCACUUUCUUCAAAAGUACAAGUUAUUUUCUCACUUUCCUCGGCUACUUUGGGGGUUUCAGUGCUUACAACAAUUUCUUCAUUGCCAAUGUUAUUCAAAUUAAUCUCUUGCAGUGCCCUAUGGUCAGGGCCACGUGAUCUCCUCCUUUUUGCAGAAGGGCUUGCUUCACAGGUGAAACUAAAUAUUGAUGGCACAGCACCCUGUUUAAGGAUUUUUCUUUCGCCUGUAAUUGUAAUGGAAAAAAAGUACAUUAUUUAAUGAAUCAUAUUAAAUGUAAAUAUUAAAGUUAAAACAUAUUAUUGAAUCAUAUUGUAAGAGUCAAAUUUCUGGAGGUAAAAUUUACGGUUAUAUGGGCAUGGUUCUGGGUCGUUUCGUCCUUAUUCUCGUUCGCCCCGGGUCAUUUCGCCCCUCUGUCGGAUCGUUUUGCCCCCCCCCCCCCCCUCAUGAGUCAUUUCGCCCGUAUUUGCCCUAAUUGUAGUCCACUCACCAUAAUUAUAGUCCGUUCCAGCCAAAAAUAAAAAAGGUAUAUUUUUUGUAAAUUUUCUAAACUUUAAAAACCCAAAGUGCUUUGAAAACAACAAAAAUAUACUAUUUCUAUGUGCUGUAAUUAGAAAAAACAAACAAAUGUACACACACACACAAAUGUCAUUUUAAGUGAUGUCAAACAGAAAUUAUUUACCAAAAAUAUGUCAGGGUAUGAGCCCAUGUUUGGUACAUAUUAUGUUUCUGUUUUAUAUGU